Falco peregrinus (peregrine falcon) is the source of this 1547-nucleotide messenger RNA. RefSeq names its product gap junction beta-5 protein-like. The transcript has a single exon. Gene Ontology annotation, biological process: cell communication. NCBI's taxonomy places the organism in Eukaryota, Metazoa, Chordata, Aves, Falconiformes, Falconidae. Bases 702 to 1547 code for a protein of 281 amino acids. Gene Ontology annotation, cellular component: connexin complex. The record is from RefSeq and is a predicted model, not a curated record.
AGCCCUGCCAGUGUGCCCACUGCCUCUGCUCCCCGGUGUGCACACUUUCUUGCUGCGCCAUGCCGUGCCAUGCUGCACCAUGCCGUGCCAUGCCGUGCCAUGCCUGCCGUGGCCUCCCCCAGUGCACGGGCACGGUGCAGGUCGGUGCAGGGCUCUUCCCACGCUGCCCGGGUGGGAGAGUGGAGGCGAUGGCAGCAGAUUCCAGCGAUGGGAGAGGACGUGGUAGUGGUAGAGCCGCAGAGCUGCUGGGUGAGUCAUGCCCUGGCUGCUCCUAUUUGUUGACUUCCUGGGCCAGGCCUGGCAACGUAAGGAAAAUUAAUAACAAAUACCUGGGCAACGAGGUGAGAGAUGAGGCGGGCAGCGCAGGAUGGCAGAGGGCUGAGCCGCGGAGCGUAGCUGGCGGUGGCUGAAGGAUGCUUUGGCGGCAGCAGGACAGGCACGUUUUUCUGGGUCCCCAUGACCCAGCCGUGGGGGAUGGUGCUCUGCAGAGACACAUCACCCGGACCAGGUCUGUGCUGGACACAUGUCAGUGCGUGUCCCCACAUGCGAGCAAAGACCAGAGACUGUCCCCAGGGCCACCGGGGCAGCGUGGCUCAGUGCUGUGGGGGCACACAGGUGCUCUGUUGGGGACCUCUCGCUGCUUCUUUGGUGUCACUGUGUCUUCUCUCUCCUCGCAGGCUAGCUAAGGGCAUCGGGGGACCAUGAACUGGGGGGUGUUCGAAGGGCUCCUCAGCGGGGUCAACAAGUACUCCACAGCCUUCGGCCGCAUCUGGCUCUCCCUCGUCUUCAUCUUCCGCCUGCUGGUCUACGUGGUGGCAGCCGAGCGGGUCUGGAGCGAUGACCACAAGGACUUUGACUGCAACACGCGGCAGCCGGGCUGCACCAACGUCUGCUUCGACCACUUCUUCCCUGUCUCCCACAUCCGCCUCUGGGCCCUGCAGCUCAUCCUGGUGACCUGUCCAUCCCUCCUGGUCAUCAUGCACGUGGCCUACCGGGAAGCCAAGGAACAGAGGCACCGCGCCGCCGGCGGGGACAACUGCCACCGCAUCUACCCCAACCCUGGCAAGAAGCGGGGAGGACUGUGGUGGACCUACCUGCUCAGCCUGGUCUUCAAGGCCGGCGUGGAUGUGGUCUUCCUCUACAUCUUCUACCGCUUCUACAGGAACUACACCCUGCCCCGGGUGGUGAAGUGUGAGCUGCCCCCCUGCCCCAACGUGGUGGACUGCUUCAUCUCCCGGCCCACCGAGAAGAACAUCUUCACCCUUUUCAUGGUGGUCACCGCCUGCAUCUGCGUCGUAUUGAGCAUCAUCGAGGCCACCUACCUGAUUGGCAAGCGGUGCCGCGAGUGUUUGCGAGCCAGCAGCACGGAGAGCUGUCGGCACAGCCAGGACUGCCCGCUCUCCUGCACCGAGCCUGCAGGCACGGAGGGGCAGGUUUUCCAUGGGGUGGACUACAAACCCCCCACAGCCUCCAUCCCCCCCACAGCCUCCACCCCCCCCACAGCCUCCAUCCCUGGCACGCUGCCUGAGGAGGAGGCUCUUUCCUAG